Messenger RNA from Microplitis demolitor, 783 nucleotides. Its product is annotated as odorant receptor 4-like. The transcript is spliced from 6 exons. The record is from RefSeq and is a predicted model, not a curated record. Bases 1 to 783 code for a protein of 260 amino acids. NCBI's taxonomy places the organism in Eukaryota, Metazoa, Arthropoda, Insecta, Hymenoptera, Braconidae. Gene Ontology annotation, biological process: sensory perception of smell; detection of chemical stimulus involved in sensory perception of smell. Gene Ontology annotation, cellular component: plasma membrane. Gene Ontology annotation, molecular function: odorant binding; olfactory receptor activity.
AUGAAAUAUUGUGAUCAAUUAUCAAAAGACAAUAUAACAAAACCGCGCAUUAUAAAACGGGUAUUAAUGGAAACUAAUUUGCCCAUCAUAACAAAUGAUAAUUCAAAUAAAUACUACGCUGUUAAAUACAUUCAUAUGUACUAUUAUGUGGACGAUUUUGAUGAACAAAUAACUCUAAUCGCUCCUAUAUUACUUAUUUUUGUUAUAUUUCUCAAAUUCAUGGCAGUAAUUUAUCGACGGAACACUAUAAUGAAAUGUAUAAACCAUAUAACAGCUGACUGGAAUAUGAUAAACUGUCAAGAAGAAAAAGAGAUUAUGACUAAAAAUCUCAACACCUGUAACAAUAUCACAUUUUCUAAUAACAUUCUUAAAAAAACAUUGUUCGAAAUAUGUCUAGUAGAAAUUGGCGCAUCUUCCGCACUUCUUUGCAUUGAUGAAUUUUGUAUUUUACGGAUGUUGGAUAAAAAUGAUUUUGCAAAUAUGGUACCCUAUUUUAUGAUAUUUCUUUCUUUGAGUCUGAAUAUAUUAAUAUUGUGCUACUUUAGUGAACUUCUCGACUCUCAGUUUAUGGAAAUAGGAGUACAAUCAUAUGCAACUGAUUGGUAUAAAAUUCCAUUACAAGCAAGACGAUAUUUACAUUUAAUGAUAAAUAUGUCACAACGACCUCAAAGAAUUAGUGCCGGUAGGAUAAUUGAUCUGUCUUUUCUUACCUAUGUACAAAUUAUUAAAACUGGAUUUGCAUAUCUCCAAAUUUUGAGAGCUUCAAAUAUGCAAGACAAGUAG